This is a messenger RNA of Tyto alba (common barn owl), 2810 nucleotides long. It is a transcript of the gene WDR86, whose product is annotated as WD repeat domain 86. Bases 331 to 1527 code for a protein of 398 amino acids. The transcript has 7 exons. The record is from RefSeq and is a predicted model, not a curated record. Gene Ontology annotation, molecular function: protein binding. NCBI's taxonomy places the organism in Eukaryota, Metazoa, Chordata, Aves, Strigiformes, Tytonidae.
UUUCAGCGUGCCCCAAGUUAGCCUUGAAAUUGCUUAAGAAGAAGCAAGCGUGCCGGCAGCCUCGGAGCGGGGCACCAGGUAGCGGUACUGCCGGCGUCCAGGCUGGGUCCUCUCCAAGGCGCUGGACGUACCUCUGUGCCCAUGGAGAAGGCACCCUAGGGAGCGGGUGUUGAAGGGCCCCCUUCCACGGAGUCUGGGCUACCCUUCUGAUUUUUCGGAGUUCAGGUAAUGGCUGAAGUUGGUCGGUGGGAGACGGCUGGAGGCCCAGAGCACGGUUGCACAGAGCCUGUGAUCUGACCUGCAGCCUCUGCCUUCGCUGGGACCGCCAGGAUGGGAAACAGUGGCUCAGCCGUGAAGGUCUGCACGGAUCACCAAGGAGGCAUCAACUGGCUGAGCCUGAGCCCAGAUGGGCAGCGCCUGCUCACAGGUAGUGAGGACGGCACUGCGCGGCUCUGGAGCACUGCCGACAGCCAGUGCCACGGCCACUUUCAAGGGCAUGAAAGUUACAUCACCUUUUGCCACUUAGAAAAUGAGGCUGCCUUCACGUGUAGCGCAGAUCAUACCAUUCGGAAGUGGGAUGUGAUGACAGGUCAGUGCCUGGCCAUUUACAGAGGACACACAUCAAUUGUUAACAGGAUCCUGGUUGCCAAAGACUAUCUCUUUAGUGGUUCCUAUGACAGGACAGCCCGCUGUUGGAGUGUGGACAAGGAGAAACAAAUCCAGGAAUUCCGGGGCCAUCGGAACUGUGUCCUGACUCUAGCUCACUAUUCCUCCAGGGAUGUUCUUGAAGAGGAGGAGGAAGAAGAGGAGGAGGAGGAGAAAGUGAGCAGAGACCUCCUGGUGACAGGUAGCACGGACUGCACUGUUAAGGUCUGGUGGGUGUCCAGUGGGCGCUGUUACCAGACUCUGCUGGGACACACUGGGGCUGUCUUAUGCCUUAUACUUGACGCACCAAACAGGGAGCUGUUUUCUGGCAGCACGGAUUAUACCAUUCGAACAUGGAAUAUUGUCACUGGUGAGCAGCUGAAAGUGUUCAAAGAGCACCAAGGAUCAGUAAUUUGCCUGGAGCUAGUGAAUCGGCACUUGUAUUCAGGAAGCGCGGACAGGACAGUGAAGUGCUGGUUAGUAGACACUGGGGAGCGAAUCCAAACGUACAAGGCUCACAAACACAGCGUUAGCACUUUGAAAUACCACGCUGGGAUCUUGUUCACAGGAAGCGGCGAUGCCUGUGCAAGGGCUUUCAAUUCCAAGAGUGGCGUCCUGCAGAAGAUCUUCCGAGGGCACAAGUUCAUCAUCAACUGUAUCCAGAUCCACAACGAGUUGCUCUACACAGCUUCCCAUGAUGGCACACUAAGGAUUUGGGACAUCCGGGGAAUAUGCAAGAGAAACAAGCGGCGUUUGAAGAAGGAGAGGUCUGCCCAGGGCAGGAGCUCUCAGAAGGGAAGUCUGUCACGUCUCUUCAACAAUAAAGUGGGCUGUAUGGUACAGCAAGAAAAUGGGGAACACGAGGCUGUUGAACUAAUGUGACUGUCCAGAACAGACUUCCCAUCAGUGGCCAAAGCUAAACUUCUGUUUUCUGCACCACUGUGUCCACGUAAACCAGAACUUGGAACGAGCUGGGAAACGGCUUUGCUUGUACCUCUGUUUCAGGAGUCAGGAUUCUCUGCAACUGUCAGAUGGACUCAAGUCAGAUCCUGUUGCUGCAGCUGUCUCCCAGCUGAGCAGCACGGGGGUCAGGAGGGAGUGCAGUGUGGUUCAGGUGAUGUACCUCUGUGUGUGUGUGUAAUUAAGAACUUUACUCACCACUGCUUGUUUUCAAGUCCUUCUAGCACAGAGGCGUUGCACACUUCUGCCUGUCUAGUAUCUAAUAAGAAAUGUUUCCUCCUGUUCCUGUUGCCUGCUCACACGCCCUCUGUCCAGCCGGAUAUAGAAAUGAAAGGUGCCCUGCAGUACAACUCCAAAUUCAAUUUUCACAGCUGACCUUGGGGUCAGUUUUUUGCUAUUAGACCGGCUGACACAGGAUGGGAUGGCUCAGCAGGAGUUUAAAGCAGACGGGACACCUCUCUGGGAAGUUGGGAGUAGUAGGACAGAAAUUAAUUAUUUUUUUUUAACAAAGCAUAAGGUAGAGAACAAGCUAAACCUCAGACCUUUUGCACAGCUGCUGUCCUCCUCCCAACAACCUGGCUCUUGGUCUUUUUUCACCUUUUGCAAUCUCACGUGCAGCAAAGGAAGCCUCAACAGCCUCGCGUGUGUCUGUGCUGCCAGCGGUGUUUGCGUCCAGCUGCCCGCGUGCCCCGGGCACGGUUCCCCGGGUGGCUCCGCUGCAGGGCCUCGCCUGGGCACGGCUGGCGAGGGAAGCUGCUCACUAGGCACCUGGGCCACUGCUUGACUGGCCUCCUGGGGGAAAGGCUUGCCUUGUAUCCACUGGGAACGUCCAAUUGUGUUUUUCUUAGGGGAGAAGAGAGCGAAAUGGGAAGAUUGAGCGGGUGCUCUAAAUCCGUUGUCUUUCUUCUUUACAAGGCUGGGUCAGGCUUUGGUUUGCUAGGUUAGUGGUGGCAUCGGAGAAGCCAUCCAACUCAAGAGUAGUUCUCCCAGUCUUUUUCCAGGUUCAUCCCUCUCUGAUAACCACUGAGCCAUGAAUAAACAAGGGUUCUUAUAUUUUUCUAUUUGCAGCUAUAACUCCUUGUAGAACCAGUAUAAAAAUAUCUAACCACAUGUUUUUAUUUUUAUGGCUUUAUUUAUUCUGUACUACAGCAAGUUAAAAAUGCUGUAAACUUUUUUUUUUAGAAUGGACUAAUAAACAUGUGGCA